Molecule: messenger RNA, 1335 nt
Organism: Penaeus chinensis
Lineage: Eukaryota; Metazoa; Arthropoda; Malacostraca; Decapoda; Penaeidae
Product: ankyrin repeat domain-containing protein 50-like
Exons: 11
Coding region: 1-1335 (444 amino acids)
Cellular component (GO): cytoplasm; nucleus
Molecular function (GO): protein binding
Source: RefSeq, a predicted model, not a curated record
AUGAGAAUUCACUUCGUUCUGGUUACGUGUGUCAUGGUGGGCGAGCUGCUCCUCCUCAUCGCUGCCGAGAGACAUGCAGGAAUAGCUCUGCUCGCAGCAGCUUCAAAGGACAGAAAGGGAAGACUUUUAGAGAUCCUGGAGCGAAAGGAUCUUAAUAUCAACUAUUCUGAAAAGACAGGCUGGUACCGAGGAUACACGGCGCUGAUGUGGGCGGCGGACAGGAACAGCACAGACAUUGCCGAGGCGCUGCUUAGGGCGGGCGCUGACGUCAACCACCGCAGUUAUGGGAACGAGACGGCUCUGUUCUUGGCGUCCCAGCGGGGUUAUCUGCAACUCGUCCGCCUCUUCCUCGACCACGAUGCUGAACCCGACGUCGUCACUAAGCAGGGCUUCACGGCGCUCCUCUACGCCACGUGGAACAGGCACUCCGAGGUAGUGUUGGCACUGCUGGGGUCGGGGGCGGACCCCAACUUCCAGACGCCCACAAGUAAAUAUUUCCCUCUGUACCUUGCGUCGCGGCGUGGAGAUCGAGCCAUUGCCGAGGGACUGCUCCAGGCCGGCGCCCGUCCCGAUAUGCAGACGUCUUGGGCCCUGCAGACGACGGCCGUGUGGCGCCGCCCCGCCAUCGCUCGGGACCUGAUCAGAUCGGGAGCCAACGUUGACCUCCAAGAUAACACAGGCCAGGCCGCCCUCCACAAGGCCUCGCUAUACGGCUUCUCCAGCCUCGUAAGAACCUUCAUCGACGCCGGCGCUGAGGUCGACCUUCAGGAUCGAGUGGGUCGAACGGCUCUGAUCUGGGCCUGCAGACGAGGUCAGAACGCGGUCAUCAAGGAUCUGUUGGAAGCCGGCGCUGACCCAAACAUCCGGGACAAUACAGGCAGGGACGCACUUUCCUGGGCCACGAGAUACAAGAAAAAUGACUCAGCGGAACUGUUGCUCAAAUACUGCCCCGACCUCCGCCUUCAGGAGGGCCACGGUAGAGCGUGCGGCUCCUCUACGUCCCCAUCCCCUUCUGUGCCUCCGAUACCUCAGGACGCCUCAGCCACCAGCACCUCCCCUUCGGCAGCCAUCAUCAGGGACUCCGAAUAUUCCCUAAAAAUCCCCAAGGACACGAUACCACUCCCUACGUCGCAGGGGGGCACUACUACCCCGUCGGUAGAUCCCCAAGUAAUCACGACGGCGUUCGUUUCUCCAUCCAGCGCGCAUUCAGACCCGAAGGAUAAUCCUCACAGCCCUCGAGUUUGUGGGUCUUCGCUGGCCAGUUCGGCGGGGAAGCUCGCGACUCAGGGCCUUCUGCUUUUGUGCGUGGCUGUUCUGUGUGCUGGGUCGUCGUAG